Molecule: messenger RNA, 714 nt
Organism: Anisakis simplex (herring worm)
Lineage: Eukaryota; Metazoa; Nematoda; Chromadorea; Rhabditida; Anisakidae
Source: the annotation of a GenBank genome assembly
AUGCGAUUAAAUUCAGCGAGACCAAAAGAGUUGGAUAAUUGGACGUAUCAAGCACGAAAUGCGGUGCUGUUCGACAUCGAAGAGAAGCCGUUGACCAUGCAAGAGCAUUUCGAGAGACAAAAGAUGAAUCAACGACAGAUCAAUAAACAAGCGACUCGAUUCACCGAGGAUGCAUACCCGCAUUCUCGUCCAAAUUCAAUGCAACGCGCAUCAAUUCUGAGUUCGUCGAAUCAGCCCGGAAAAGUGGAUAUUAGUGGUCAAGAAAUUAAUCAAGGAAAACACGGCGAUUUCGAUCUUGUCGUUACACCGUCACCUGCACCUGGAGUAGACGAUUCUCCAUUCAUGACUUGGGGUGAGAUUGAAGGGACGCCAUUCCGACUGGAUGCAUCUGACAUGCCAAUGACUGGAGCUGACGGUAAUGCUCCUACUUUUAAGAUACCUGAGGUACCGAUCCGAGAGAAGAUCGCGCAAGAAAUGACCGAAACAAUAGCGAAACGAUAUCGUGAUAAGAGAAAGGCAGCCAUACGACAAAUUGAAAAACAUGCGAGGACACCUCGAUUCGGAUCGACGCACAGCACUGAUCGCCUGUUGUCGAUGUCACCUGCAGCAAUGCGUCUUGCGACGAAGGGACUUGGAAUACGACUCAAUUCAGACAAGGCUCUCAAAGCCAGUUAUACACCGUCACCAACAAGGUAUAUUUUCGAAUAUUCUUGA